AUGAUACUGUUAUGGUGUAUGGCAAGCAAUCUACCUGCCUCUCUUGGAGCAACAGUGACCAUGAGUUCAGUCUACAGUUCUGAUUUUGUUGCUGCAAAGGCUAUAGAUGGCAAUCCAAAAGAUGUUACUGGACAGACACUUGAUGGUUACGAUUGUGCUGCUACAACAUCCUCUUCGAAUCCUUGGCUUCGAGUCGACUUGCAAAUGGAAUAUCUUGUGUCACGCGUUAGAGCUAUCCUUAUAGAUGAUAAAGGUGAAAAUGUGUAUGUUCAUGUUGGUAACAGCAUAACAAACAAUGGGAAUGACAACCACAAUUGUGGAAAGGCUCCAUAUGACAGCUCUAAUCAUUUGGAUGCAAUAUGGCGAGAUGUUAGCUGCCAUCCACCAGUUUGGGGGAGAUACAUUAAUUUACAGAGAAUAGUGACAAAUCACAUUCUUCAUGUAUGUGAGGUGGCUUUCAACUAUGAGUUGGAGAUUGCUAUUCUGGACAAUAAUACGAAUAUUGUAGGAACAAGCGUGGCAGUUGAUGAGAAUCAAGAUUACUCUAAUCCUAUUGAUUGCGGUGUCAGUCCUGAUGUGACCAACUUUAAUGCACUUAUGCAAUGGAAGCACAACACAACCAAUGAUGUACCAUCUUUAAGUGUACAGACUGCUGGUGUACGUCAGAUGUAUGAGAAAGGUGUUCAGAAGCUUUACAUCAAGUCAGCUAGUGUCUCUGACAGUGGAGUGUAUACAUGUCAAUAUUCUGCAACUAAUGGUUCUAUAGUGUCAAAGUCGUUUACACUGAAUGUCAAUGUGGAUUGCAUUUGGGGUAGUUGGAGUUCAUGUAGUGUUGAAUGUAGAAAUGGCACCAGAACUCGGCAGAUGAGUGGUCAGAAGUGUACGGGACCAUCGACUGAGAUCUGCAUUGUCACGUCUUGUAUGGCAAGCAAUCUAGCUGCCUCUCUUGGAGCAACAGUGACCAUGAGUUCAGUCUUCAGUUCUGAUUUUGUUGCUGCAAAGGCUAUAGAUGGCAAUCCAAAAGAUGUUACUGGACAGACACUUGAUGGUUACGAUUGUGCUGCUACAACAUCUUCUUCGAAUCCUUGGCUUCGAGUCGACUUGCAAAUGGAAUAUCUUGUGUCACGCGUUAGAGCUAUCCUUAUAGAUGAUAAAGGUGAAAAUGUGUAUGUUCAUGUUGGUAACAGCAUAACAAACAAUGGGAAUGACAACCACGAUUGUGGAAAGGCUCCAUAUGACAGCUCUAAUCAUUUGGAUGCAAUAUGGCGAGAUGUUAGCUGCCAUCCACCAGUUUGGGGGAGAUACAUUAAUUUACAGAGAAUAGUCACAAAUCACAUUCUUCAUGUAUGUGAGGUGGCUUUCAACUAUGAGUUGGAGAUUGCUAUUCUGGACAAUAAUACGAAUAUUGUAGGAACAAGCGUGGCAGUUGAUGAGAAUCAAGAUUACUCUAAUCCUAUUGAUUGCGGUGUCAGUCCUGAUGUGACCAACUUUAAUGCACUUAUGCAAUGGAAGCACAACACAACCAAUGAUGUACCAUCUUUAAGUGUACAGACUGCUGGUGUACGUCAGAUGUAUGAGAAAGGUGUUCAGAAGCUUUACAUCAAGUCAGCUAGUGUCUCUGACAGUGGAGUGUAUACAUGUCAAUAUUCUGCAACUAAUGGUUCUAUAGUGUCAAAGUCGUUUACACUGAAUGUCAAUGUAAACUGUGAAUGGAGCUCAUGGUCGGAUUGUACAUCAUCAUGUAGUUUUGGAACUCGUACACGAGCACGUCUUAAGCAACACAAUGGAAUGGACUGUGUGGGGUCGCCAACUGAGAACUGUGACAGCAAACAAGCACCAUGUGUACCAACAAUUGGGCAGUCAACAAACGUUUCUUUUGAUGAGUCUUCAGUGCAAGAGUUGAGUUGCAUAGCUUCACAGUAUUCUGGUCUGAGUGGAGACAUUAAAUUUGGAUGGUACAGAGAAGAGAAUGGAGUUGAUUUAGCUAUUGUAUUAGACUCUCGAGUAGCAAAGUCAUUGAAUAAUGAUGGUGUGGGGAGAUUUACUGGGAAAUUGAAAUUUGCAUCUGUGAAGCGUUCAGAUAGAGGACUAAUCAAGUGCAGGGCAUUUAACAAGUACGGAGCCAGUGAUCUGUCUUCAGCUACAUCAGUUAAUGUCAAAUAUGCUCCUGAAUUUGUUGAAAUUAGACCAUCCUAUCCAGUGGGUGUGAAAGGACAAAGUAUCACUUUAAACUGUUUUGCUGGUGGUAAUCCCUCUCCAGUUUAUGAAUGGAGAGGAGGCAAGAGUGCAAAAACAGGAUCUACUCUGGAAUUAACGUCACUUGAAUUUGAGGACGAAGGAACAUACACAUGUGUUGCUAGUAACACUAUUGAGGCUGGUGCUAGAUCUAGUAAUGCAUCAGUACAGUUGUCAAUUGAAGGUCCUCCACAGAGAUGUGUUGUGUUGUCAGUCGAAAGCUAUAUUGAAUCUGAAGUGAAUGUCACAGUCAACUGUCCCGAAAAUGGAAAUUCAAGUGUAACUGAAUAUCGCAUAGAAUAUCAGUUGGAUAGUGGCACCAGUAACAUGCAGUGGUUACAAAGAGAAUUCAGUGCUUCCGAUUCUCAACCGUUUGUUGUUGUUGGUCUCAGUCCAUUUACAAAGUACAGAUGUAGAGCAACAGCAAGAAACAGACAUGGCUAUGAACCUGGAAGUUUUGCAGCUGUUAAUGUGCUACCUGUGACUACUGCUGAAGGCUAUCCCGGUUCUCCCAAUUCAGUGAGUUUAUCAGGAAAUGCUUCUGCUCGCUGGUUUGUUGUGUCUUGGUUACCUCCCAGUAUACCUAAUGGAGUUCCUCGCUAUUACUUUGUUUACUACAAACCAAUUAGUGUUGGCCAAGUGAGAGAUGUGGAUAGUCAGAAGAGACUGACUGUAACGGACACGUGGGCCAAUUUGACAAUGCUCACUCCAUUUACACAAUACAGUGUUGAAGUGGCAGCAGUGAAUGUUCGGUCUCAUGAUAGUAAGGUGUUGGAAGGACAAAGAAGUACUGCCAUUGUUGUCAACACAACAGAAGAUGCACCAACUCCACCUCUGCAUGUGAGAAAUUCAAGUGUGACAUCAAAUUCAGUUACUCUUCAGUGGGAUUCUCCCAUUAACUCAAACGGCAUCCUUCUCUUUUACACAGUUUACUAUAGCACUGGUGCUUCACAAUAUGACAAGUCUUCUGACAUUUCCAUUAGUCAAAGUGUAUAUGCAUUGAUGAAUCUUAAUCCAUACACAACAUACUUCAUAUACAUGUCAGUGACAAACAAUGCUAACUUCAACCCAGAAAGUUCACCUAGCAACGUUAUUCAAGUGCGAACUCUUUUGUCUCUCCCUCUUAAACCAGAUAAACCAUUAGCUGGUGAAACAAGACCAUCAGCAACAACUAUAACAUUGGUGCCUCCAAGUGUAGACGAUUCAAAUGGUCCAAUAAAGUAUGUUGAUUUUAUUGUGCACGAGGAUGUGACUGGAUCUGAUGGUGAUGAGGCAGCUAAUAUACCGUCUGUUAUUAGACCAUAUGACAAGAGUAGGAUCUGGUAUGUGGCAGCUCGAUAUGAAUAUGAUCACUACAAGAAGAACAUAGGCGGACAUCAGUUUAUAAUUGGAAAUGGUACGGUAGUAUCUGCUGGAGGUACAGAGUACACAAAUGGACCACUGCAGCCAGGACAGUCAUAUCUGGUUUAUAUCCGCGUCAUUGGGAUUGGAGAUAAUAGGGUGCAGGAGUUCUCAUCAGUCAGUAAGGCUAUAAGGUACACAACUGCAUCUUCCGACAAUGAGUCAGAGAAUAAGUCAUCAUCUGGAGAAUCAUCAAAUUCAGUGUUGAUCAUAGCAGUUACUGUUACACUAAGUGUCAUCAUUCUUGUGCUAAUCAUCAUCCUCAUUGUUUUCCUGAGGAAGAAUUACAGGUGUGCUAGAAAAGAGAUAACACUGGAGCCUACAAAAUAUGAUAGCAUUGUUACCAAUUCUAAAGCAACAUCUGGAACAGGUCAAUGUUUGGGGAAAAACAACGAGAUAAUGACAAUUAAUAUGGUAUACACUACUACAGGUGCAGGCAGCAGUGCUGCAUCAUAUGCAUACGAAGAGGUUGGAACCACUGCAGAUCAGAACAACAUAAAAAACGAGGAACCGUUGUAUGAGAGCAUGGAUGGUGAAUCGGCACUUUAAUCUCAAUGUAAUAAUGGAGAGAACUCUCUGGUAAUGACCUGUAGUUUCUAACUAAGGUUUAAAAUGCAUUUGUUAGUAUGUGUACUUUGACUAUAUAUGUUUGGCAUGGCCAUUAAUUGUUGGAUUGUUUGUAGCUAGUUUGUAUGAAGGAUUAGCUAGAAGUGAGAAAACUAUCCUUGUAUUGUUUGGGACUAACUGCUUUUGAGAAGAUAGAGCUGAAUAGAUUGGGAACAAUCUAGGAGUAUUUACAAGAUUUUGAAUUAAUUCAAGCUCAUUAAUAAAAUUUUCAAAGUUUAUAGUA
Messenger RNA from Corticium candelabrum, 4486 nucleotides. RefSeq lists its product as uncharacterized. Gene Ontology annotation, biological process: cell-cell adhesion. Lineage: Eukaryota; Metazoa; Porifera; Homoscleromorpha; Homosclerophorida; Plakinidae. Gene Ontology annotation, molecular function: protein binding. The record is from RefSeq and is a predicted model, not a curated record. The transcript is spliced from 18 exons. The coding region runs from base 1 to 4185 and encodes 1394 amino acids.